Molecule: messenger RNA, 864 nt
Organism: Cantharellus anzutake
Lineage: Eukaryota; Fungi; Basidiomycota; Agaricomycetes; Cantharellales; Hydnaceae
Exons: 4
Coding region: 1-864 (287 amino acids)
Source: RefSeq, a predicted model, not a curated record
AUGUUCCUCCUGAACGAGAAAGACGAGGCUUCGUCCACCGAAGUUGAUGCGCACCAAAACCUGUCUCCUCCCCCAUACGGCCUUGAGUCUACGGCCCCCACCACCACAGUCCCACAAAAGGUAUAUUUAUCAGAGGGAUCGCAGAGUCAGACUCUGGCUAGUUCGUCGUCCGACGCAGAAACUAUCAUUGCUACCCUAUCCUCAUCCUUCGUGACACCACCCACGAACUUCCUCACCAUCCAUCAGAAGCACAGUGGAAUCAAAGACAGUUGGACUAUCGAUACCUCUCUCCAGCCUCCUCCCGCCCUCCUUGCUCGUUCUAAGAAAGGGAAAGGCAAGAAAAGAAAGAACUUGGAUGUGUUUUCUCGCCAUGGCACUGUCGAUGUGAAUGUGAAACUUGACCCAUCAUCCGAGGGUGAUAUCAGCCAGCGAGCAGCGCUCCAAGUUGGAUCGCGUCACAGUCUGGUUCAAGUUCACCUGCUACGGCCCUCGUCGCAGCCAUUCCAUCUGAAUGCGUACUCAAAACAUGGAAAAGUUCGAGUGUAUAUCCCCAGAGAUUUUCACGGAUUGGUUGAACACAAGGGGAAAAUAAUCUUCUCCCCUUCCCUCCUUCCUAAAGUCACGUCGUUCUACAAUGAAAAGGGAAAGGGAAAUAGUUUCAUUGGUGAUUGGAGAACUACUUCUCCUAAUCAACCUUCUAUGUCUGCAUUCAAUUCUCCAUCCGAUUGGAACGGGGAUCAUCUCGAAUUAUCCUCGAAACAUGGUACACUUUACGUCCACUAUAUUGAUGAAGAGAAGAAGGAACAAGCUGGGACGACAUCUCUCUUCAAAUGGCUUAAAUCCUUUGGGUGUGAUGACCACUAG